AUGCAGCCCUGGGAAUGGGAGGGUGACGGGAGCGCCCAGGGGGCCGGUGCGGCACCGCAGCGCUGGCCUGGYGACGCGAGCGCCACAAGUCCUGCCGGGCAGCUCUUCACCUCCAGCUCCUUCAGCACCGUCUGCCCCUACAGAGACCCCUCUGCCUUCACUGCUGAGAACACUGAAGUGGAUAUUUUGGGCAUCAAUGGGGUGCUGUACAAGGGCAGACUGUGCUCAGGGGCCACCACCAGGAUUGUUGGCAUGGAAGGAGAUUUCCCAGGGAUGAAGACCUUCAAGCCUCCCUCCCGGCAGGCCAUGGAGAAGAUGCGCCCGGCCAAGUAYGGCAGCCACUACGUGUCCCCGUAUUCAUGCGCUGCCCUGCGGGCCAGGGCCCCGUCCUCGGGAGGCCGGCACCAGGACGUCCCGGGUGUCUGA
This is a messenger RNA of Nothoprocta perdicaria, 426 nucleotides long. RefSeq lists its product as uncharacterized. The transcript is spliced from 5 exons. The record is from RefSeq and is a predicted model, not a curated record. Bases 1 to 426 code for a protein of 141 amino acids. Lineage: Eukaryota; Metazoa; Chordata; Aves; Tinamiformes; Tinamidae.